AUGGCCCUCUACAGCGUGGCAAAGCGCACUCACUGGAUCGGUGUAGCCCUGCUCUUCAUCUCCUCCCUCCUACUCCUCUUCACAACAAUCUCCGCCCCCAUCAUGAAUGGCGUCUCCCUCCUCCACGUGACCCUCACCAACGAAACCCAAAUCCGUCAUUCCUCCGUCAGCUUCGGUACUUUCGGCUACUGUAUCCUCGAUGUACCUCCGAUUCAAACGGAUCAAGAUUGGUGCACAAAACGCUAUAUCGGGUACGAGCCAGCGGAUAUUAUGGCGAAGAUUGACAAGACUUCGUUCUCUGAGAUCGCAGCUGGCACGAGUGAUAGUUUGACGAGAGUCAUGGUGCUGCAUCCGGUUGCUUGUGGAUUGACUUUUGUGGCGUUUUUGUGCAGUAUGGGUGCCGGUGUGGUUGGAUCACUGGCUGGAGUUUUCGUGGCGUUUGUAGCCUGGAUCUUGGUGCUAAUCAGUCUGGCUGUCGACUUCAGUCUCUUCGGCAUCGUGAGACAUCACGUCAACACGGACAAGUCUGGCAGCCAGGCUAAGUUCGGAUCUGCCAUUUGGUUGCUCCUUGCUAGCUUUGUCACGCUGUUUCUCGGUAUGCUCAUCGUGUUCUUCACGUGCUGCAGCGCCCAGCGUGAGAAGAAGCGUGGUGCAGGUGUCAAGAAUGAGGGAUAUCCGUCUGCUCAAAGCACAGCUGGAGCUGCUGGACCAAAGAAGAAGAGGUUCGGCCUCUUUUAA
This is a messenger RNA of Recurvomyces mirabilis, 738 nucleotides long. RefSeq lists its product as uncharacterized. Lineage: Eukaryota; Fungi; Ascomycota; Dothideomycetes; Mycosphaerellales; Teratosphaeriaceae. The record is from RefSeq and is a predicted model, not a curated record. Gene Ontology annotation, cellular component: growing cell tip; cell division site; plasma membrane. Bases 1 to 738 code for a protein of 245 amino acids. The transcript is spliced from 3 exons.